Molecule: messenger RNA, 201 nt
Organism: Botrytis byssoidea
Lineage: Eukaryota; Fungi; Ascomycota; Leotiomycetes; Helotiales; Sclerotiniaceae
Exons: 2
Coding region: 1-201 (66 amino acids)
Source: RefSeq, a predicted model, not a curated record
AUGCCACCACGGGAAAUCAAUGAACAAUCAAGCAAACUUCACAAACUUUGGGUUAAAAAGUCCAAAGAGCACGAUAAGGAUAGAGGUGAUGGCUUGAUAGGUGAAGAUUCAGUGCCUGUGCCGGUGUUACUUGAUACGGCGCAUUCGAAAGCCGUUGAAGAUGAAGAAGAUACGAUCGAGUUGCAAGGCUCAGGAGGCUAG